This is a messenger RNA of Bursaphelenchus okinawaensis, 3295 nucleotides long. Lineage: Eukaryota; Metazoa; Nematoda; Chromadorea; Rhabditida; Aphelenchoididae. The record is from the annotation of a GenBank genome assembly.
AUGGAGCAGGGAUUGUAAGUUUAUUUCGUUAUAUACCAGUUAAGUGUUUACAUUUUUUGUGUUGAUUUUGGUCGUUAUAAACAGUUUACAUUUUGUAAACAUUUUUCUGGUUAUUUCGUGCAGUAAACGUUUUCAGGGGGGAUGGAAUGGGGCUGGGUGGUAUUUUGGGGUAGUACUAAAAUUUUGAAUAUUAAUUUUUAAGAGGGAGGCAGGGGGGGGGGAGAGGGAGUGAUAAAGGGAAAAUAAGUGGGGGGGGGGUGGAAGUAGAAAAUAAAAAAAUUUUUUUUGUUUGGUGUUUAAAAUUUUUUUUUAUUUUUUUUUAAAUUUGAGCCGGAGGGUUAACCACUAUUUUAAAAAAAAUUGUGUUGCAAUUUUUUGCCGUCUCCCCCCCCUCCCCACCCUCUAGAAGUAUCUUUAUCUCCCCCUCCCUACCCUCUAGAAGUAGCUUUAUCUUCCCCCCCCUUCUUCACCCUCUCCUCCCUACAUUAUUACGUUGAACUUUCUACCCCACCCUGACCUCUCUUGCUUACACUUUUUUAAAUUCAACCUUCUAUACAAAAACUUUCUUUCCAGCAACGUGAAAAUCGAGUUGCCCGAGCUCCAGUCGGACCUCCUCAACCCACAACACAUUCUACCCUACUCUUGUUAUGUGCCCCAUUACAGCGAGGUGUUCGAGGAGAAGGCGACCUCACCAGCCUUAUCGACCACUUCCAAGAAAGAGAAUGGCGAAAAGGAGGCCAAGAAGAGUUCGAGUGGCCAGAAGCGACGGAGUCGACGAGCUGAAAAUCGACUGGAAAAACCACCACAUUCCUAUAUUCAACUGAUUGCGGCUGCGAUUGACGUAAGUUAGAUUGACAGAAACUUUUUUUACAAUUGGUAAAAUGGCAAGAACUUUCUUUACAAUACGUAAAAUGGCAAAAACUUUCUUUACAAUACAUAAAAUGGCAAGAACUUUCUUUACAACGCAAAAAACGGCAAGAACUUUCUAUACAACGCAAAAAAUGGCAAGGACUUUCUUUACAAAACAUAAAAUGGCAAGAACUUUCUUUAAAAUACGUAAAGUGGCAAAAACUUUCUUCCCAAUACAUAAAACGGCAAGAACAUUUUAUAACAUAACUUUUUGAAAAUUUACCAACUAUUGUAUUCUUCUAUUAUAAACCUCCAGAAAGUAGCAUUUUUUUAUUUACCAAGUCAAAGCUUCUUUUAUCGACUGGUUUUUACGGAAUAAUAGGGUUUAUUAGAAGAAACGGUUGUCGACUUUAGCAGGCUGUUUCUUAUAACAGGGUUGUAGAUUACAAAAGUUGUUAGUUGUUUUUUGUAAAGCAUAACAUGGUGUAUGUUCUUUAUCAAAUUAUGUUAAAAUAUGUCGUUUUUGAAGAGAGUUACAGCUAAUCAAAAGUAACGAAACUACAAUUUCCGUAAAGGAAUAGAACCCUUUUUGUUUUUUGAUAUUUUUAAACUACUGUAACUUUGUUAAAAAUUAAGAUAUGAAUUUUCAAUUUUAACAAUAGAUACACUAUUUUAUGCUUUUUAAAACGUAUGAACUAGAAUUUUUAAGUUAGUUCAAAAAAUUUCAAAAACGGUUAAUAAAUUGAAUAUACUUUAGAACCAACCUACUCGCCGUGCCACAUUGGCCGAAAUCUACGACUACUUGAUGGCUCGUUUCGAAUUUUUUCGUGGUAAAUAUACUGGUUGGAAGAAUUCGAUUCGUCACAAUCUGUCACUAAACCAAUGUUUUACCAAAGUGCCAAAAACUGCGGGCGCAAAGUGCGGCAAGGGCCAUUACUGGACCAUUGCACCACAUGCUGACUUCUCGUAUGGUGCUCCACAGAACCUGAAUAUGACCAAGAAAGAGGGUGAAGAUGAGAAAUUGGCCGAAUUUGCUGAGAAUAUGACAUUCGGAGAGUUUGGCGGAGAGAAGGUGGACUUGAUGGAUAAUAUCGGGCCUGUUGAUGAGGGUUACGGUAGUAGUACGGUAAGUGAAAAAAUUAAAGGAAACAUUUUUUUAUUUUAUUUGGAAGACGUAUUUUAACAUGGUUAUAUGGAUAAAUAUAGAUUUGGGAUACAUAUUUGAAAUCUUAAUGCAGAAUGCCAAUUUCGUGUUGGGACCUAAAACAUUUUGAAAAAACCUUUAAAAUUAGUGUCAAGAUUGAAGCUAUUCCUUUAUAAAAUCACACAAAAGUCAAUUAUCUGCUCUAUCAACUAAUAAUUUUUUAGUUUUUAAAAUUAAAAGAGUAAUAUCUUUAAAUUUUUAAAAAUGUUGCCGCUUUUAGCUACAAAAUCUAAAAUUUGAAAUUAAAAAACAAAAUAAAUAGAUCUCAAAACCUUUGUCAAUGUCCUUUUAAUGUUGCGAUAAAUUGAAAUGUCAAUAAAUUUCAACGUUUCAGACGAAAAUUCAAUGUUUUUCUUUCCGCGACACUAAAUUUAGCGCAUUUUCGGCCAUAAAUCGCGUCAAAAGUCUAUAAAUUUGGCAACAAAGUUGGAAAGAAAAACUUUGAACUUUAUGUAUUCGAAUUGAAAUUGAUAAAAUUUAAUUGUAUUGACUAAAUAUGCUUAAAAAUACUGUAAAUUUUAGUUUUUUGGACUAUAAAAGGGCAAAUUUAAAGGUUUUAUCGUAUGAGAUGUCUUUCGAAAAAUAGGACUGAUUAUAAAAUGAUGAAACAGAAAGUCAGGUUCUCCCAAAUUUAAAUUUUGGUAUUUUUUUGUCGCCAGUAUAUUGUACUUUAUGGUAUUUCAAAGUAAAGGAGAAAAACAUGUUUCAUCGUAUAACAUGUCUUCAAAAUGUUUAUAUUAAAAACAUGUUUAAAUUAAAAAUAAGAAUUAAAAUACAUCAGUCGUAUUUUACAAUAAUUCCCUAUUUUUUUAGAUCAACACCACAGUAUUCCCACAACCAUACGAUACCACCAUACCAACCGAGCCAGUCUACAGUUACUGCCAGCCAGAAGCCGAUACCCACUGGAAUAACAACCAGUUCUGGUAUAAUCCCAACUAUGUAUCUCUUGAAUUUCCAGCCACAUCACAUAACCCAAUGCACGAUCUGAACCAAGAGUUUGAGGCUGUCAAUGCGGACCAACAGUACCAUUUACAAUCGGAGGACUUUGCCCAACAAAAUGUACAGUACCUUCCGCAUUACAAUGAAUUCAUGUUGCCUGGGUAUACGGUAGCACCGAAAAACUGUGAUCAAGUUUUUGAGCCGGUAGCCGAAUGUCAUGAUGACAUAUUUUCUGGACAAAUGCCUGAAGGCGAACUUCCGGUUUUUAAUAGUAAUGUCGAGUUUCCAUCGUAUUCUACGUAG